UCCCUGGAUACCAACUUCCGGUGUGACGUCACGACCGGGUUCUAAAGUGCAGAGUUUGUCAACUGCGUGCGAAAUGGCGGCUUAAAGUCUUUCACUUUGCUUAGGAUGAGCAAUAUUGCUGCUAAAUGGAGAAGGCGAUAUUCUUAUUUCUUCUCUGCUGUCACCUCGCAUCUCCUGUGACGCACUCCCUGUGGCACGUGUACACGGUGACCACCGGCAUCCCCUCGCUGCCCACCACGGUGGCGGUGGUGGUGGUGGACGGGAUCCAAACCGACCACUACGACAGCGUCAGCAACACCGCCUCGCCGUCCCAGGACUGGAUGGAACGGAUGACGGAGCUGGACCCCAGCUACUGGAAGACCCAGACCGACUUCUGGGAGCGCCAAGACCACUUUGGGAGGAUCAACAUCGACAUUCUGAGGAAGCGCUUCAACCGCACCGAAGGUGUGCACGUGUUCCAGGUGUUGCACGGUUGCGAGUACGAUGAGGAGCGGAAUGUCAGCCGGGGUUUCAACCACCACAGCUACGACGGAGACGACACCUUGUACUUGGACAUGGAGCAGCGGCGCUGGAUCUCCCUCCAGCCUCCCAUGGACGCCACCCAGAGGAAGUGGAACGACAACCAGGGCUGGAUGGAGUUCAUGGAGCACCGCCUGCUGACGGAGUGUCCUCUGCGCCUCAAUCGCACCCUGGAAAUAGGCCGAAGUGUCCUGCUCAGAAUCGAGCGUCCCCGGGUGUCUCUGCUCCAGACCAGUCCGUCCUCGCCGGUCACGUGCCACGCCACGGGCUUCUACCCUGACGUGGCCAACAUGUUCUGGACCCGGGACCAGGUGGAGCUCCACGAGCACGUGGAGCACGGCGAGCUCCUGCCCAACCACGACAACACCUUCCAGCUCAGCGUGAGUUUGGACAUCAGUGCGCUGCCGCCACACGACUGGUCCAGGUACGCCUGCGUCUUCCGACUGUCCGGACUCCAGGAGAACAUCGUGGUCGGCUUGGACGCCUCCAAGAUCUUGACCAACUACGUGGAGCCUCCCAACAUUUUCGUUCCCGUCGCCGCGCUCCUCGCCGCGCUUGUGGUCCUCGCCACCGCCGCCAUCGCUUUUUUGGUUUGGAAGAAGAGACAAGCUGCAAACUUGCAGCAUGGCACUUCAGAGGAGGUCCAGCAGAUGGCGCCAUGAGGAGAGUCUCCAAGCUAACUGAAUAGAAGACUAAAGUUAGUGUGGAAUAAAGAAGAAGAAAAAUAAUGUUAUUAUUUGUUGUAUUUCCAUAAUCACAUAACUUGCUAUGUGACACAAGCUAACUGUUAGCAUUUUAACUUUAGCGUGCUUAUUUAAAUUUACAGUUUGACUUUGAAGUUGAGUCCUGUCACAAAGUGUGUUUAUAUCACAAAGUGUGUUUAAAUAUGUAACGUCACAAUUAAUAAAUCAACUUAAAUGAUAUAAAA
This is a messenger RNA of Nerophis ophidion (straightnose pipefish), 1447 nucleotides long. Its product is annotated as major histocompatibility complex class I-related gene protein-like. NCBI's taxonomy places the organism in Eukaryota, Metazoa, Chordata, Actinopteri, Syngnathiformes, Syngnathidae. Bases 126 to 1181 code for a protein of 351 amino acids. The transcript is spliced from 7 exons. Gene Ontology annotation, biological process: immune response. The record is from RefSeq and is a predicted model, not a curated record. Gene Ontology annotation, cellular component: external side of plasma membrane.